AUGGACAAUAGCAUCAAGAGGUCUUGCAAGACUUUGUUACCUUGGAAGAGUUCAGAGGAGGUGAAACUAGGAGAGCUUGGGGAGAUGAUGGUUGCAAUGCUGCCCAGUGAUCUUCCCUUCACCAUUUUUGUCCCAUCAGAAGAAGCGUUUGAACAUGUUCUAAAACUGAGAGCCAGCGAUAGCUUAACUGAACAGAAGAUGAAUGAUACAUAUGCCACUGUCUCUCGCGUAAUGGGUUUUUCUGCAGUUCCUCAGCAUCUACCUUCUGGAGCAGUACCUUUGCACAAAGAAAUAUCUUUUGAUUCUAUAUCUGGAUUCAGAUUAUAUGCUUGGAAGGAUGUUAAAGGAACUCUGGUUGUUAAUGGGGUCAGAUCAGAAUGUGUUGAUGUCCGAAAAGCUGAGAUUAUUGUGCAUAUCAUGAGUGGGGUGAUUAUGGAUGUGGAGUUUGAGCAGUCAUUUUCUCCUGAUUACGAUGACUGA
Molecule: messenger RNA, 480 nt
Organism: Phoenix dactylifera (date palm)
Lineage: Eukaryota; Viridiplantae; Streptophyta; Magnoliopsida; Arecales; Arecaceae
Source: RefSeq, a predicted model, not a curated record